AUUGGUUCAAGUGAGUAAAAACUACCGAUCGGUGAUGAGAGCCUGUAUGGAGGACAUGCACCAGGCAGCCAUUUCAGCCCAGGACGCUGCCCUGCACAGCCAGUACAGCACUCAGGUUUCUAUCCUGUCUGCAAUGGAGCUGAUCUGGAACCUGUGUGAGAUCCUGUUUGUCGAAGCAGCUGCAGCUGGUCUCCUUCUGCUUCGCCUCCUGGACUGGGUUCAACUUCAUGUCUGUGACGUGGACAACAUGGUCCGUGAAGUUCUGAACAGUGAAAAUCCAUCGAAACACGAGCUCUUCUGGAACGUAGUGGAUGUCUUUGUGCUGCAAGGCCGAAUGGAUGAAGCGCGGCACCUGCUCUCCAAGGAAGCCAGUGCCAAUCCCACAUCAGUGAACAUGUGCAAAAUCUUGGAUGACUUGAUGAAGAAGAUGCCGGUGCCCAGUCUUGGCAACACCCAGACACUGACCGAGAUGGAGCUGAAAUGGCAGCACUGGCAUGAAGAGUGUCAGCGGUAUCUACAGGACGGAACGUUUGCUUCCAAUUCCCACAUGGAAUCCAUCUGCAAGAUCCUGCUGGGAGACGAGGACGCCAUUCUGGAGAAAAAGGAACUCAUGACUACUUGGUACCACUUUCUGGUUACCCGACUCCUGUAUUCCCAUCCAACUGUGAAGCCAAUGGAACUGCGGUUUUAUGCACAGUCUAGUAUGGACCUGUUCCUGGGUGGAGAAGGCAGCCCUGAGCCUCUAGACACGAUUUUAAUGGCAGCCUUUGAAUUUGAGAUGCAUCAAGUGAUCAAGGAAUGCAGCAUUGCCCUCAGCAACUGGUGGUUUGUGGCUCAUCUGACUGACCUGCUGGAUCACUGCAAACUCCUGCAAUCUCACAAUCUCUAUUUUGGUUCAAAUAUGCGUGAAUUCCUUCUGCUAGAGUACGCCUCAGGACUCUUCUCCCAUCACAGCCUGUGGCAGCUGGGGGUGGAUUACUUUGACCACUGUCCAGAAUAUGGCAGGGUGUAUCUGGAGCUCCACAUUGAGCGGAUACCUCUGAACACCGAGCAGAAGGCCCUCAAAGUGCUGAGGAUCUGUGAGCAGAGACAGAUGCACGAACAAGUUCGUAGCAUCUGUAAAAUCAUGGCCAUGAAAGCUCUGCGCAACAAUCGCUUGGGCUCCGCCCUGUCAUGGAGCAUCAGAGCCAAGGACGCGGCUUUUGCUACACUGAUAUCCGACCGAUUCCUUAAGGACUAUUGCGAAAGGGGAUGCUUCUCUGACUUAGACCUCAUUGAUAAUUUGGGACCAUCCAUGCUGCUUAGUGACCGGCUAACAUUUCUUGGUGAGNNCCGAGAAUUCCACCGGCUGUACGGGGAGAAGCGGUUCUCUGAGGCUGCCAAGUUGCUUUUGAUGUUGAUGACAGCUCACAUCGCUCCUUGCUCCUUCUGGAUGACCCUGCUGACGGAUGCCCUUCCCCUGCUGGAGCAGAAAGAGGUCAUAUUUUCAGCAGAGCAGACCUACGAGUUGAUGCGAUGCCUGGAAGACCUGACAGCAGGGAAGUUGGAUACACGGAAAUUCCAGGAUGAUGAUGUGGAGAGUAUGAAAGUGGAAAUGCUGAGACUUGCUCUUGCACGAAAUCUUGCACGAGUCAUUGUCAAAGAAGGCACGUUGGAAGGAUCUUGAAGAUGGCAGUAUGUGAUUUUACUUUUUCACUGUGGCUUACUGUACAUAAUUCUGACUGCUUUUCUAAGAAUAAAUGUCUUGUUUUGCA
Messenger RNA from Tauraco erythrolophus (red-crested turaco), 1754 nucleotides. The record is from RefSeq and is a predicted model, not a curated record. Lineage: Eukaryota; Metazoa; Chordata; Aves; Musophagiformes; Musophagidae.